Molecule: messenger RNA, 489 nt
Organism: Ichthyophthirius multifiliis
Lineage: Eukaryota; Ciliophora; Oligohymenophorea; Hymenostomatida
Exons: 4
Molecular function (GO): protein binding
Source: RefSeq, a predicted model, not a curated record
AUGGAAAAUAAAGUAUUUAGUACAGAACCUUAUUCUCACCCAAAAUCAAUUGAAUUUUUUACUGCUGUAAAGUUAAAUCAUCUAUAAAAAGUUAAAGAAUUUUUAAAUGAUAACAAGUAUUUAGUUUAUUCUUAUGAUUAUGUCUAUUUGACUGCUUUACAUUGGGCUGCUAAAAGAGGAAAUUCUUAAAUAUCAGAAGUUCUAAUAAAAUAUGGAGCUGAUGUCAAUUCUCGUGAUAUUAUAGGAAGAACUCCCUUAUUAUUAGCUAUAAAUAAAGGUCAUGAUGAAAUUGUAUAAAUUUUAUUAGAAAAUAAGGCAUCUCCUUGGUCAGAUGAGACUAUUGAUUAUAAAAUUGCAGCAAAAUAAUUUCCUAAAAUAGCUAGAAAUUUAGAUAGAUUUAGAAAAAUACAUAUUAUUGUUACUUUAACUCCUUUUACUUAAAAAGAAAAUAUGUGGGAUAGAUAAAUUUAACUAUUGAGAUUUUCUUGA